GCAACAUGGUUCCACUUUAAUACAGCCAUACUUCUCUUUACUUAAGUUGUUACUGAUGGUUUGUUGCGUGUUUGAAGUGUAUCUGCGGCUCUAGCAGUUCUAAAAAUGCUCAUUAAUUGAAGCUGUGCUCCGUCAUGGCUAAAAUGGAGGCUUUGCGGAUGCUGGUCACAGAGAGACUGACGGAAGCUGCGGAGGAGAUAACCGAGAGGCUGCUGCACACUCCAGAAAUGUCACCUGAACAGCAGGGGGCAGUCAUACGUAAGCGCCUGUCGGUGUUGGCUGAUGAGAUAUUUCGGAUCCUUGAGAUAAUGAUCGGUGGAUGUGAGGCAGAGGCCUCCCGUUGUCUUCGGGAGAGUGAACAUCAAUGCAAACAGCUAAACAUCACAUUAGAAAAUGAGACACAUUCACACCAAACAGAUAAACUGCUGCUCUUUGGGUCCAGCUGUGAAAAGAACAUUUCAUCCGAGCACCAGAAAUAUGAUCAGAGAAGGAGCUUUAGUCCACCUCUGAAAGAUCCAGAUCCACCUCAGAUUAAAGACCUGCAUACACAGACAGACUCUGAGUUUAUCAGCAGUAAGCCUUCACAGUUUCGGCAAACACAACGAGCAGCAGAGGGCACCUCAGCAACGAUGGAAACAGACAAGGAAGGAGAGCACUCAGGUGUGCCAGCUGCUGACCUCAAGGUACUGUCAGCAAAAAAUCCAAAAGCUGGGAGUGAAAGUAAAGAUGUGAAUGAGGAACAGCUUAAAUCAAACAAAAGAACACUUCGGGCAGGAAGUCAUGGUACAGAUGUUUACAAAAUGAGGGGAAGAUCUCAUCACAAAUGUGCAGCUGGGAAGAAGAUGAAAAAUCAUCUUGAAAGAACAACUACGACAAACAAAAGCCAAAAUACUGGAAACAGUUGUUGCAGAGUUUGUGGGAAGUUUUUCCGGUACAGACGCUCUUUUCUGAAACAUGCACUGAGGCAUGAAAAGAGUGCAGAUUUGUGCGGAGUGUGUGGAAAACAUCUGGACUCUGACGAGAGUUUAAAAUUUCAUUUAAAGACCCACAGCGAGGAAAACGGCUGCUGGGAUCAAACUGAUGGCAAACAGUCAGAGACAGAGUGCUCUGAUGCUGAGAGUAGAGCGGGUGAGAGUGAUGAGGACUGGAAGAAAAGUGAAGGGAGUGAUAGUGAAGAGAGUGAUAAAGGGGACAGCAAACAAAAGUCAAAAAGAAAACAUAAAGGACACAAGAACAGGGAUUUAUCCCAUCAGAAAUACUGCUGUAAAGUAUGUGGAAAGUUUUUCUGCUACCGAGCCUCCUUCUUGAAGCAUGUCCAGGAAGAUGAGAGGGAUGCGGAUCUGUGUGGCAUGUGUGGGAAACAUUUUCAGACCAAGGAGAGCUUGAAGCUUCACUUGCAAACUUACAUCCGAACAAAUGACUGUGAAGUUUGUGGCAAACAUUUUGAAGGCCACAAACAGCUGGAGAUGCACAUGAGAACGCACACGGGAGAGAAACCCUUUGUCUGUACUGUCUGCGGGAAAGCUUUUGCUCAAAAUGGAAACCUGAUGGGACACAUGAGAGCCCACACGGGGGAGAAACCAUACGUUUGCAGCGUGUGCAGUCAGAGCUUUAGCUUUAAAGAAUACAUGAGGGCUCACAUGAGAAUCCACACAGGGGAGAAACCAUUUCUUUGCAGCGUGUGUGGGAAAGGUUUCAGGCAAAGGGGGACUCUGAAAACACACAUGAUGAUCCAUACAGGAGAGUCCACGCACCAAUGCAAGAUCUGUAACAAAAAGUUCUACAAAAGUGGAGCGCUGAAGAUCCACAUGAGGUCCCACACAGGAGAGAAGCCGUAUCUGUGUAACGUCUGUGGGAAAAGCUUCACUGCUGGAGGCUCGCUCACCAAACACAUGGGUGUGCACGAAGGAGAGCGCACACACCGCUGCAGCGCCUGUGGGAAAACAUUCCAGAGGAAAGACGAACUGAAGAGACAUGUAGAGACUCACAGGGAUGAAUCCAUCCAGCUGAUGAGUCUGUAAUUAGGUGCUACUUUUUAAUAUUCAUCAGGUCACAGGGAACCCUCUCAGGGGUAUGCUUAGACUUCAUUUGAGUAUUUGAGAUAAACAUGCACUUUUUCAGAAACUACAGGAUGUUACCUUUGAAAUAAUGUCUUACUUUGGGCUUAGAGUCCUUCUGUUUAUAAGAUUUCCAUUUGAGCAGGUGAAAAAUUCACACAUUCAUGUGAGUAAAGUAAACCUAAACCAACAAUGUUAGAAAAUAAGCUAAUGUGUUAUAUUUCUGAGAGUCAGGACAGAACGUUAAUAUCUUUUUGAUGCCAAGUGGAAGUGAUUACUGAAUUCUUUGAUUGACAGGUGAUUAAUCAGCAAAUUAAAGUGGACCCUUUAUGCUUUUCCUUGGUAACAUGGCCAAAGUUUCAAAUAAUGAGGUCAGCAUACAGGGCUUAACAAAUGUAUUAAACCAACUCUCAUUAAAAACAGAUUUCUAAAAUAUUUGUGUUCUUAUCAAAAAUAAAAUUAUAUUGUUGUUUAUUAGUUAAAUAAACUGGCACACUGGCCUUCUCUGAGAAGUCAGAAAUUAAUCAAGCAUAACGUUCACCCACUAAAACUAUUUUUUUUUUUUUCAGUUCAAGGAUGCAAGUAAAUAACUGUAAUUUGGCAUCUUGUUUUUGUAACACAGUAAAGAAAUUUUAGCUUUAAUAAUGUUAUUUUCAUUAAAGUGCUUGUACACACUGGUGUAUGAAACUUUACAGAAACAUAAAAAAACAAUUUUGAUAAUUACAAUACUGCAUACACCUUACAUUGGGUGGUGGUCUAAUAAAUUUAUUAAGCACUGUAAUAUAUUAAAAAAUUAAACCCUGUGAGCCUAAAAGCUCAAACUUAAAAGAAAAAAAAAUCUUUUUCAUUGGAUGUUUCUGAUCAUCUCUCAUUUGUGAGUCUUUGCUUCUUCAUAACCAGCCUGUUUGCCUUUUGAUGAAAUAAUUCUAUUUGUCAGGAUUAUGAUUUUUUUUAUAUUAAAGUUGCUGGUUUUCG
Molecule: messenger RNA, 3032 nt
Organism: Archocentrus centrarchus (flier cichlid)
Lineage: Eukaryota; Metazoa; Chordata; Actinopteri; Cichliformes; Cichlidae
Product: zinc finger protein 2-like
Exons: 3
Coding region: 135-2021 (628 amino acids)
Biological process (GO): regulation of transcription by RNA polymerase II
Cellular component (GO): nucleus
Molecular function (GO): DNA-binding transcription factor activity, RNA polymerase II-specific
Source: RefSeq, a predicted model, not a curated record